Messenger RNA from Perca fluviatilis (European perch), 5197 nucleotides. RefSeq names its product oxysterol-binding protein-related protein 11-like. Gene Ontology annotation, molecular function: sterol binding. Gene Ontology annotation, cellular component: intracellular membrane-bounded organelle; membrane; cytosol. The record is from RefSeq and is a predicted model, not a curated record. The transcript has 13 exons. Bases 330 to 2486 code for a protein of 718 amino acids. NCBI's taxonomy places the organism in Eukaryota, Metazoa, Chordata, Actinopteri, Perciformes, Percidae.
GUGACUCGUUUCCUGCCAAAGCAGUAAAUAUAGCAAGCGAGCUAGCACCACAGGCUAUAUUUGGCUACAGUCUGUAUUAGCAGAAUAGACAUGUUUUAUCAUUCUCUAUUUCAUUUAGCCAGUUAGUCCAGCGUCUGUUGGGGGUGUGUGUGGUGCGUUUCGGUGUGCUGCGUUUCGAUAAGCGAUGAACCGACAGCUUGACUUUGUGUUGUAAGGGAGGCUCGUCCACCUAAUCAAAGCUGUGGUGACUUAGCUUUGCUAGUUUCACAGGUUAGUUUAACGCUAGCAAGCUGAGUUAGCAUCUUAAGGAGGUUCCGUUGCUAGUGACUAUGCAAGGGGAAACCACGGCUAUACGAAUCGCGGAAAACGAAGGCAAGCUGGAUGUAUUGCCCCAGAACAAGACCCCAAACUUGGGGAGAGCAAGUGCCAAAGGCUGGCAGUAUAGUGACCACAUGGAGAAUAUUGAUGGCUACUUGAUGAAAUACACCAACCUUGUAACAGGGUGGCAAUACAGGUUCUUUGUCUUAAACAAUGAGGCGGGCUUGCUGGAGUACUUUGUCAACGAGCAGUCGCGGCCCCAGAAGCCCCGCGGUAUGCUCCCCCUGGCAGGGGCCGUGAUCUCCCCCAGCGACGAGGACUCUCACACCUUCACUGUCAACGCCAUCAGCGGGGAGCAGUACAAGCUCAGGGCCACCGAUGCCAAAGAGAGACAGCACUGGGUGAGCAGACUACAGAUCUGCACACAGCACCACACAGAGGCCAUGGGGAAGAGUAAUCCCCCACCCAAGUCCCGGAGCUACUCUAUGGCAUCUCAAGGCAGCGGCAGCUCACCCAUGUCCCUGCGCCGGCCCAGCCAAAACCCUGCCGCCUUAUUCAGCUGGUCACAGGUCAACAAGGGCUCGUCCCUCUACUCCAGCAAGAGGUCCCUUCUGCCAGACCACCUGAUGGACGCCAGAGAGAUGAUGACCCAGGCACAGGGCCAACACAGAGAACUGAUCCAGAGCAUCGAGGGCCUGCCUGCAGCCCCUGGCCUCUGCCCUCUAGACCAGGACCUGCUAAUGCUCAAGGCCACUUCCAUGGCCACUAUGAACUGCCUCAACGAGUGCCUGCAAAUCCUGCACCUGCAGCAGGUGGCCAGGCAGAGAGGCUCCCUGGGAGGACCCACCAUCGAGUGGUUGGAGCCCAAGCUGCCCGACCUCCUGAAGAACGGCAGCAGCUCGCUGGGCAGCUUCACGACAGGGGAGGGCGCGCUGGAGGGGAGCCAUCUGGAGCUCAGCAGCCCCGAGUCCUGCAGCUUUUCUGGGGAACAGGAAGACAUUGAUGCGGAGGAUGAGGCGGAGGACUCGUUCACUGACAAGGAGGAGGACCUGGGUGCUGUGGAGGAGGAGCGCAGCGUCAUCCUACACCUCCUGUCCCAGCUGAAGCUGGGCAUGGACCUCACGCGGGUGGUCCUCCCCACCUUCAUCCUGGAGAAGCGCUCCCUACUGGAGAUGUACGCUGAUUUCAUGUCCCACCCGGACCUCUUUGUGGCCAUCACCGACGGCAGCAGCCCCGAGGACCGCAUGGUCCGCUUUGUGGAGUACUACCUCACCUCCUUCCACGAGGGCCGCAAGGGGGCCAUUGCCAAGAAGCCCUACAACCCCAUCAUCGGCGAGACCUUCCACUGCUCCUGGAAGGUACCCAAGACACCAGAGGCCCCCAAGGAGCCCUCACAGGGAAGCCCCGACCCAGCUGCCGCCCAGGAGCCCUACCAAGUGCGCUUUGUGGCGGAGCAGGUGUCCCACCACCCGCCUGUGUCUGGAUUCUAUGCCGAAUGCCAGGAGAGGCAAAUCUGUGUGAACACGCAUGUGUGGACCAAGAGCAAGUUCAUGGGAAUGUCCAUUGGCGUAUCCAUGAUAGGGGAAGGCUGUCUAUAUCUGCUGGAGCACGAUGAAGAGUACACUUUCACGCUGCCGUGUGCAUAUGCCCGCUCCAUCCUCACUGUUCCCUGGGUGGAACUGGGCGGCAAAAUCAACAUCAACUGCGCUAAAUCGGGCUACUCGGCCAUCCUCACUUUCCAGACUAAACCAUUUUACGGUGGCAAAUUACACAAGAUAACGGGAGAGGUGAAGCACAACGCCACCAACGCGGUGGUGUGUCGCGUGCAGGGCGAGUGGAACGGCGUUCUGGAGUUCAGCUACACCAGCGGAGAGACAAGGGUGGUCGACGUCACCAAGCUGCCGGUUACCAAGAAAAGCGUUCGGCCGAUUGAGAAGCAGGGACCAACUGAAUCCAGGCGCCUGUGGCAGCAUGUGACCGAGUCCUUACGGCAGAAGGACAUUGAAAAAGCCACGGAGCACAAGAGGUUUCUGGAGGAAAGGCAGAGGACUGAGGAGAGGCACCGGGCUGAGAGUGAAACCGCUUGGAGGACCAGAUACUUUGACAGAGAGGGUGAAGGCUGGGUCUAUCACAAACCACUUUGGAAAAACUCUGCAUUCAAAACCUAGUUUCUUCAGUCUGGAUCUCAGAUGUUGGUAUUGUAGAUUCUGGAGUGUGAGUGUGUGAGUGUGUGAGUGUGUGAGUGUGUGAGUGUGUGAGUGUGUGAUGAUAGCAUGACCUGCACUGACGUACAAAAAAAUUGCAACGUUGGGGAGAAGGACUUGGACAGCAUCUCGAAUCUCGCUCAUGAUUUUCACGAAGCCUCGAAGUACAAGGUUUUGUACUACUGAUCAGUUGUUUUUUAUAAUCCAAUGUUAAUGAAAACCCAUUCUUGUACAGGUAAUGGUACUCUAUUUACACAGCCUUAAGAUAGUCUGAUGAAUGUUGGGGGAUCUGCUGAUCAACCUGCAUAUGGUUCUUUUUUUUUUCUUUUUUUCAAGCUGUGCUAUCACACUAAGGUCAAGUGACUUUUGAGCAGUUUCUUCUUAAAAUAAGAUAUCCAACAAACUUCAAGAAUUGGAACACUGCCUGUAAAUGUGAAAAUGUUGUAAAUUGGAUUUAGUGUCCUGGAUCACGAAUAAAUAAGCAACAAUCAAAGUAAAAGAAACAGUUUAAGGUACUUUCUUUUGAGAGUUUAAAACUUUGCUAAUCUGCUUUGUCAGGACUGUUGUCCAUCCUGAUUCACACUUACCUUGUUCUAAAUAACUCACACCAACUUCAAACCUGUGAGGAGAGCACAAAGAAAAGAGAGAAACUGCAAUCCUACAUGUAACUGUUUGGCAGAUUAGUUUUGUGUUCAUGUAGGAGCCAUCCCUCACAGUAAGAAGUUGAUUGAGAAAAUAGGUUUUCAGGGCCUAUAAACCCCAAAUCAGUUGGACAUAAUCCAAAUCGAAGCCACUUUCACGGUUUUUGAGUACAUUUACAUGCACACAAUGAUCUAAUCUCCAGGAGUAGCUCAUCAUUUUAGGGCAAGAAAUAGUCUGGCACCUUCCCCGUGUUUCCAGUCUUUAUGCUAAGCUACGCUACCUGUCUACAAGCUGUAGCUUCAUAUUGAAGAGACAAACACGCAAAGUAACUCUCAGCAAUAAAGUGAAUAAGCGUAAUUCCCAAAAUGUCGACCAGGGGUACCGAAAGCUAUUUAGUAAUGCAUUAUCAUAAAGUUGGUGGACUUGCUGAAGACACCUCUGAAACGACACCCUUUCAGUGCGUAAUGCAGGCUUUCGGUCUCCAAGUGGAGAUCACCCUGAUGACCUCACUGUGACAUCAUCAGGGUUAUUGUUACAGAUUAAGCAAAGCUCCUCCAGAGCCACAGAAGACAUCACUGUUAUCACAGGUUCAGGUACUCCCUGUGAUGAGUGAACUCACCGGUGUGUAAAAUUGCCCUUUUAAGCUACAGUAGGUAACAUUCAUAUAAAAAAGACUCAAACUGACGGUACUAAAUGAAUCCGAUAAUUUGUGACAAAAAUCCCGCUCCUCUGCCUCCUCCUGGCGCUCCUAAUGGCAUACGGAUAACAACCAAUCGGAGCCGAGGAGUUUCUAACACAGCGUUGGUUGUUUAACCUUUGGAAACUUCCCCAAAUAUUGUCUCAUGUGCUGUUGUCAGUAUAUGACCAUUUCAGCAAAAAUAAAUAUUUAUUUUUUUUAAAUAAAAGUUACCUACUGAACUUUUAACAACGUUCCGCUUACCUUGAUUAUGGCUCAGUGUGUUCACACUACAAUUUCAAUAGUAAUACAAUUGCUUUAAUUUGGUUGAUAUCGGGUAUAUUGUGUGCAUUUAGAUAUACUUAAACUAUUUCUCUAUACAUUGUUUGUUCAAUUGUUUGAUGUUAUAUUGGUGUUUUGACUCUCUCACCACAAGAUGCUACUGGAAUGACAUGUCCUAGACUAGCUGACAACCACAUUUGAAAUGAUUGAGUCAGAUGUGAAUGCAUCUAAAGAUUGCUACCCCCCCAUUCAUGUCGUCUUUUUUUUUUAGUCCUGUGGUUUUGCAGAUGGAAAAAUUCUUACAUGCAUGAUGGCAAAGUGUCUCUGUCCACAUUGAUUGCAGUAUGUAUGUACAGUAUGUAUGUACAGUAAGUAUACUACACCUGUGUCUGCAUUACUUAAAUUGAUAAAUGUCUGUUGUAAAAGCUUUUAACCAAAUUUGCUUGUUUUGUAAUGCAAAUAAAUAUUUUCUUUGAAUGCAUAUUUAUCCCCCAUCUUUGCGCUUUAAUUGCUCUAAUUUUUAUAGCCACUUUUUGUAUAGAGAGAGGUUAACAUUUCUUGUUCCGUCUGUGUUUUUGUUGUCUUAUUUCCUUUGGAAGUAAUUCCAAUCUACUAUCCUGUGAUGUACAAUUGUUUCUUACCUUACCCCCUCCCCCCCACACACCCCUGGGUCUCAAAACAUCCAAGUAUCAAGUAAGGACACAGUUCCUAUUCUCUGCAGAAAGAGGAAUCCACCCUGCCAUUAAUAAGCUACUCCCUCUACGUCUUGGUGCCUUAUGCAAACUCUUUCUGUUUGUCUUCCAGCUACGGAUCACAGCAUUUUCAUCAGUUAUUUACCUGACCGAAGCAAUGGCGUAUGUAUUAUUUGUGUGUGUUGUGUUUUUCUUUAAAUCAGUGCUUCAUGUUGAGAGAAGUGUAUGACACACACACUUAUUCUAUAGGUUUUUCACACUUUCUUGGUUUUGGAUUCUACUGGUUGUCUUGCUGACCUAUGAAAUGCACUGACAUUGAAGGAAACCUGAUGUAGAAAAAUGGACAUGUUUGGAAAAUCAAAUAAAUUGCAUUAUCAGUCGUA